Paralichthys olivaceus (Japanese flounder) is the source of this 1364-nucleotide messenger RNA. RefSeq lists its product as uncharacterized. The record is from RefSeq and is a predicted model, not a curated record. NCBI's taxonomy places the organism in Eukaryota, Metazoa, Chordata, Actinopteri, Pleuronectiformes, Paralichthyidae.
AGGAGGAUGUGUAUUCAGUUUGGUACAAUCAAGAGAUGAAGUUGCAUAGUGAGAAAUAUUAUCAAUGACUUUUACAAUAAUCUAAAGUGAGCCUCUCAGAUGGAGUCAGAGUGUGAGCAGCUUUGUGGAGCUCCUGAUGAGGAAGAGGAGGGUUGCAGAGCCAUGCUGUGGUCCCUCCAGGAGGCUCUGGAGAGGCAGACCCUGCAGAUAGGAGCGUCAGCCUGCGGGGCCACGGCCGUGGUGGACGUCCUGAAGGCCCUCGGCGUGGACGUGGCCCCCGAGGAGGCCGAUCGCUGUGUGCAAACUCGCCUGAGGAGGAACGAGUCACCGCUGCCUGACUAUCUGCUGUCCCGGAGCGAAGCUGGUGCGACUCACGCUCAGCUUAUCGCAGGAGCAGAGGAGGCCAGUAAAGGCGCAGUGAUGGGUCGCUUCUUCCACCUUCACCCUCGCCGGCGGGUGAAGCUAAUCCCUUGGCUCGCCCGCUGGAUUCGAAAGAGCGCUGUUCCCGUGGCGACCAUGAACAUGCAGCUGGCUGUGCCCGAGGGAGAGGAGGUGCCCGACGCCUGGCACCACCAGCUCAUAUUUGGGGUCGCACCUAAUGCUGUUUUCAUGACAAAUCCUUUAGAUUGUUAUCAUUUUGUCAAAUUUCUUCUAGUAAGCGAGGCUGAGGUGCACCAACGACUCUGCAGCGAAUCAGUGCUGCUGAUUCGCCGAGAAGACGUCCUGCAGCGAUUAGUGCCUGAUUCCUGUAUGCAGGGUUUGUCAGAGAGCCAGUCUGACCCGCGAUGGAAAGUCCUGGAUGUUGAGGGUCAGGUGGGUCAGAUGGUCCGAGAAGAGGAACAGGAGCGACCCCUGUUAACGCACAUCACGAUCCCUGCAGCGUACGGUUCAGGCGUCACGCUCUUCGCCUUGCGACAGUCAGAAGUCGGACAAGAACUCCUCAACGCGCCUGAACUCCCUCUGUUUUGACUGCAGCGGCAACCGUGGACUCGAGACUUAAAACGUAACAAGUUUUUUAUUGCGAUAUGAGAAAUAAAACUGAUACUGUGACAUUUUGUUUCGCAGAAACCCACGAGUAAGUAAUUUCACUGUCAUCCAUGUACAUUUUCAUCACUGAUGCCUGUUGUCUUUUCAUAGUUUUCACUGUAGAUUCCUCUCGAGAUGGAUAAAAUCUUUUCUCUGAUCUGUUUAGAAAUCGCAUCCGUCAUUUUUUCUGUGUAAUUCAGAGUUAUUGCAUUAAUAUCUAGUAUCUGAUUCACGUUGUUUAUCUGCAGCUCGCUUUUGUCGCUUCUUAUCUCGGCCAAGACACACUUCAUAAAGAUAUUUAUAAUCUCAGUGGAUUAAAAAACAGAUGGUGAAAAUAA